AUGACCAUCAACCCAAGCCUAAUACCCCUUACACCACGCCAACUCUCCGCGGCAUCCCACGCAGUCCUGGCCCACCAAUCCCAAGCCCAAGACCUCCACAAAAAGCGGCCCUUCGCAGCAAUCCUCCUAGCCCCGGAUAACGAAACGAUUCUAUUAUCCUCCAACUCCCUCUCGCAUGUCCGGCAUGCCGAGAGCGAGCUCGCCCGCAAUGCUGCAGAUAACUAUGACUGGGCCUACUUAGCGCGAUGCACGCUAGUGUCGACCUGGGAGCCUUGUGCGAUGUGCGCCGGAGCCAUCUACUGGGCGCAUAUCGGCCGACUGGUGUAUCUUGCGUCGGAGGAGACGUUGCAGGAGGUUAUCGGUGUCGGGAAUCCGGAGAAUUUAACUUUGAAUCUGCCUUGUCGGCGAGUUUUUGAGACGGGGCAGAGCGGAGUAGAGGUCAUUGGGCCAUUGGUUGAGGAGGGAUGGGAGAGGAAGGUUGUGGAGGAUAGCAGGCGGUAUUGGGGAAGGAAUUAG
This is a messenger RNA of Penicillium paradoxum, 516 nucleotides long. Its product is annotated as nucleoside deaminase. The transcript has a single exon. Gene Ontology annotation, molecular function: guanosine deaminase activity. Gene Ontology annotation, biological process: purine nucleoside catabolic process. The coding region runs from base 1 to 516 and encodes 171 amino acids. The record is from RefSeq and is a predicted model, not a curated record. NCBI's taxonomy places the organism in Eukaryota, Fungi, Ascomycota, Eurotiomycetes, Eurotiales, Aspergillaceae.